Leptinotarsa decemlineata (Colorado potato beetle) is the source of this 721-nucleotide messenger RNA. It is a transcript of the gene Ttc7, whose product is annotated as Tetratricopeptide repeat domain 7. Lineage: Eukaryota; Metazoa; Arthropoda; Insecta; Coleoptera; Chrysomelidae. Gene Ontology annotation, biological process: protein localization to plasma membrane; phosphatidylinositol phosphate biosynthetic process. The record is from RefSeq and is a predicted model, not a curated record. Gene Ontology annotation, molecular function: protein binding. Gene Ontology annotation, cellular component: plasma membrane.
GUGUAUAUUGUCAAAAUCAUAGACUGUCAAAAUUGUGGAUAUGAUUUGUUUAUAUUUUGACUAAAAUUUGAAAGAAGUUUAUAAAUAUUACGAAAUAACCAAAAUGACUGGUCGCUUGAAAUCGGGGACUAGCAGGAUAGAAGUAGACAUAGAAAAAAAUAGAGAAGAGUCGAAUUGGCUAAAAGUGAUAGAACUUGCAGAACAACUGAAAGAAAAAUCACCGGAGCUUGUAUGUCUCUCAGACUUCUUAAUUGGAGAAGGGAAACUGGAAAAUUACUUGGAAGAAUUUCCACCAAUUGAGGCGAAUACUAACAGAGCCAAGCUUGGAUUAAUUGAUGCCAAACGUUAUCUGAACUUAGUUGUAACAGAAGCUGGUAUAAAGGCUGGAGUUGCAAUGGAUGCACAUCUUCUCCUGGGAAAACUGCAGUAUGCUUGUGGCCAGUAUGCUGAAGGACUAAAACAUUUUAAAAUGGCUGAUCUCCAGAAUUUAACGGAAAAAAGGUUGCCAUUGAGGAGCUUGAAGAUAAUUGCAGAAUCAUAUGCUCUCAAAGCACUUUGUCUUCAAAAGGAUGAUACAACCUCAAGUAAAUUUAAAAAAGCUGAGAGAUAUGAAGAGAUGUCUAAAUCAUUUGACUUAGCGUCAGAUUUGAGUUUGUUAUAUAUGCAAAAAUUGGAAAAGGAAUUGAUCCCUACGAUGGCUAGUUCCAAUACAGGUAAAUAA